Didymodactylos carnosus is the source of this 1245-nucleotide messenger RNA. Lineage: Eukaryota; Metazoa; Rotifera; Eurotatoria; Philodinida; Philodinidae. The record is from the annotation of a GenBank genome assembly.
AUGGGCCCUUACGAUUAUCAAACACGAGAUCGCCGCAAAGUACAGAGAAGUGGAUCAACAACAAGUACGAGUAGUUCGUCUACUGUACGUGAAUAUAAAUACGCACCAAAUCAAGGAGGUGUAUAUUCUGGUGGAUACCAUCAGCAACAACCAUCAGGAUUUCGGGGACAAUAUCAAACAGGAGGCUAUGACGGCUACUCUCAUUCACAGUAUGGAUCGGAGGGCGGCUAUGGAGGCCAGUUUGGCGUUUCUAAUGGAGGUUAUGGUGGCGGUUAUGGUGGAGCAGUCGGUGGUGGCUUCAGUGGUGCUGCCUCGGGUUAUGGUGGCUCCUAUGGUGCUAGUGGUGGAUCACAGGGCAGUGCGACAUUUCAAAAUGGCCGUCGACGACAAGGGCGAUAUCGACGACAAGUGAUUCGCCUACCAGGUCAGGGACAGGGACAAGUGCGCCAGGUUCGUCAUCGUCUGCCUACGCCUGAACCAGAUACAUUGGAAAGAGUUUAUAUUCAAAGUUCAGCCGGUGAAAUAAUCGAAGAAAUAACUGAAAUCCCUACCACUCCACCACCUCAAGUACGUGAGCGAACCGUUGUUGAACCUGCAGGACCACCUCAGGUUAUUAAAAAAGUUCUUCGUGUCCCACCAAGAGGAGUAUACGGACAACAGCAAGGCUAUGGUGGCCAAGGUUAUUCAUCUGGAGGAAGUGCAGGUGGUCUCAAUGUGGGAGGUGGAAGCUUCGGAACUCUGCAACAAGGUGGCAGUUUUGGAACACUAGGACAGGCACAAUCGCAGUACGGUGGCUAUGGAUCUUAUGGAUCAAGUUCGUACGGCGCAGGAAUUGGAUCAAGUUCGUACGGCGCAGGAAUUGGAUCAAGUUCGUACGGCGCAGGAGUUGGAUCAAGUUCGUACGGCGCAGGAAUUGGACCAAGUUCGUACGGCGCAGGAAUUGGAUCAAGUUCGUACGGAGCAGGCGUUGGAACGGGAGGCUAUGAACAGUAUGGACAAGGGUACACUCAGAACUAUGCUCAAGCGGCUCCUUCUUAUUCAAGCGGAUACGUGCAACAGAGCUAUGCACCAAACAAUUAUGGUCAACAACAAUAUGGUGGAUAUCAACAAUAUGGCGGAUUACAACAACAAGUUAGUUCAUCCUACGGUUAUCAACAGCACCCAGGAUAUGGACAACAAAGUUUCGCUCCUCAACCUGUACGACCACCUGUAGGCGCAUUUCCUGCUUUUUGCUUUUAUGUUUAA